Molecule: messenger RNA, 1179 nt
Organism: Acaulospora morrowiae
Lineage: Eukaryota; Fungi; Glomeromycota; Glomeromycetes; Diversisporales; Acaulosporaceae
Source: the annotation of a GenBank genome assembly
AUGGAAUGUACGGAAACGUUUUAUAAACAAAAUGUACUCGAAGAGAUCGGAAGUCAACAUGUAGAUGACAACCAGAAGGAAAAAAUGUUGGAGAUGUUGAGAAGAUUUGAACAAGAGGGUGACGAAAUGGCGAGAGAAGAAUUGUUGAGUAGUGAUGAUGAAAAAGAGGAUUUUGUUGCACGAUUUAAAGAUAUCAAUAUUGAGUCUACUGACUUCAAAACAAUCUGGAACAAAUUAACACCACACGAACGAGAUGAAUUCAAAUCAAAAAUAAGUAACACAAACCCUGAUAAUUUACUCGAGCUUACAAAAGAGUUGCCAUUGUGGAAACCGUGGUGGGAAGAUUUGACGACAAGCAAAUCUCAAAAAAUAAUAGAACUCGAUGGGAGCAAUGACAAAGAUUCCAAAAGUUCAUCAGAGGUCAGAAGUGUGAAAGAUACAAAUAGACCGCUCAUACUAAAGGAUAUAGGGAGAUUAGAAGAUUUGACAAACAAAUCACCGAAUCCAAAUUUGGCUUUUAAUUUGGUGAAUAUUUUGUAUCCUAAAUAUCAUCCAAAUUAUGUAUAUGCGUACGCGUAUGCGUGCCGUAUUUUUAACGGUGACAUUUAUGAAAAUCCGGAAGAAUCUAUCCUUGUGAUAUGGUCAUUAUCCCCAAUCCUGAGUAUCAAUGAAAGUUUAAUGUAUGAAAGUGUAUCUCAGGCUCUUGCUAUAAGCAAUAGUAUCAUUCUUCAGAAUCCAAGUUACACUCAGCCGCCAGAAUUUUUACAUUUAAUUUUAAGUGACAUCAUUCAUUUACUUACAUCCUUGGAUAAUGUUCUUGCUUCACUUUCUGAUUUAUACAACCUCUUUCAUCAACCGUCAAUCAACAAAACCUUUGCUUCAUCCUCUCCAACCUCAAAAUCAUAUAAACGGAAAAUAUUUCUAACUCAAAAGAAAAUAUAUUUUUAUCUGGCAUACACGAAUUCCCUGAGACGGACUGAUGAAGAAAAAAAUGAAUUAGGUAUACUAGAAUUUAUGAAAAAGGGGUUGGAAUUUGAGAAAGAGAAGAGAAUCAGUGAGUUCGAAGAAUACCAAAAAAAUAAAGAAAGUGUUGAAGAGGUAAUAUGUGGUGGUAAAGUAGGGAAGGAUCGAAAAAAAUUAAAUUUUUGCGAGGGUGGCGACUUAAUCACUGAGAUUUGA